This is a messenger RNA of Ilex paraguariensis (yerba mate), 584 nucleotides long. NCBI's taxonomy places the organism in Eukaryota, Viridiplantae, Streptophyta, Magnoliopsida, Aquifoliales, Aquifoliaceae. The record is from the annotation of a GenBank genome assembly.
UGUGGCUGGCGCACUGCGAUACAGCUUGUUUGACUUCGACACCACCCAACAUCACUACUGAUCAAUAUGCACUUCUUGCUUUGAAAACCCAUAUUACUCAUGCCCCAGAUGAUCUCUUGGCAAACAACUGGUCCACCGCUGCCUCUGUUUGCAGUUGGAUUGGAGUCACUUGCAGCUCCCGCCACAAAAGAGUCAUAGUCCUGAAUAUUUCUGGCAUGGGUCUUACAGGUAGCAUUCCUCCGGAAUUGGGAAACCUCUCCUUUCUCCUUCAGCUAGACACAAGUACAAACAAUUUCAAUGGCAAUAUGCCUCAAGAGUUGGGCUAUUUGCGGAGAUUGAGAUUCAUGAGUUUCAGCAACAACAGCUUCAGCGGAGAGCUUCCAUCACAGUUAGGUCUCUUACCUAAACUGCAAUAUUUGCUUCUUGCAAAUAACAGUUUUACAGGUACUAUUCCACCUUCCCUUUGUAACAUAUCAAAGUUGGAGACCUUGGAUGUACAGUUUAAUCUUCUACAAGGAAGGAUUCCAGAGGGGAUAGGUAAUCUUGAAAACCUGAAAAUUUUAGAAAUGCAGGAAAACCAGCUU